AUGCCACUUGCGGCAUCAAAUUUUUUUGCGAGACGCCUGGGCCAAAAGUCAUGGUUGAGUCUUUCCAGCAGCAGCGUCGGUUCUGCGGUUUGGCGUCGCUCGUCACCACCGCCAUCGCCAUCGUUGGUGUCUGUCGCUGCUGCUGUUAUGCUCGUUAACUGCGGCACGGCUCUGGGCUCGUUAUGUUGCCAGCGUCGGGGUCAAAGCGCGCUACACAAACUACUGCAGGACCCCAGCGAUCCGUAUCUGCGGCCGAUUCAGGACCUUGAUAUGCCGCAAAUAGCCGCCAUAGCAAAGAAUGGAAAGAAGGAGGCUCAACAUCUCUUGGAUGGACUGACUGCCAUCACAGUCUCUCUCUCUGUGCAGCUGGGUGGCAACGGAGUGACGGAGGAGGAUAUUGACGCCGCGUUCUCUGUGUACACGGAAGUGUUGCGUCAUGCACCAGGAACGGCGGGCGCCGCAGGCAUCGGUGAUGACGCGGGAAGCGUGUCGGAGGAUGUUUGGCGGAUGGAAUGGGAGCGGCCACUGGAGGAGUUCCGCGUCGUGUUUCGCUUGACUGGUGACACACGGCUCUCUUAA
Molecule: messenger RNA, 579 nt
Organism: Trypanosoma cruzi
Lineage: Eukaryota; Euglenozoa; Kinetoplastea; Trypanosomatida; Trypanosomatidae
Exons: 1
Coding region: 1-579 (192 amino acids)
Source: RefSeq, a predicted model, not a curated record